GCGGCCCAGGCCCCUCCCUGCGGGGCGGCGGCCAUCUUGGCCGGGUGGCGGCGGGAGCACGUUGCGCGCCGGCCCGUGGAGGACGCGGCGCAGUUGCCGGCUCGAGCCUGGCCGGGGAGCGGCGCUCCCCUCUCACCCUCCCGAUCUGGAAGUCUCGAAUUCCUCCUGCUCAUAAUCUGACUGGUGUAUGUGCUUAACCCUAAGCUGUGCAUUAUGGCAGACAAACUAACAAGAAUUGCUAUUGUUAACCAUGACAAGUGUAAGCCAAAGAAAUGCCGUCAAGAAUGCAAAAAGAGUUGUCCUGUGGUUCGAAUGGGAAAACUUUGCAUAGAAGUCACAUCGCAGAGCAAAAUAGCAUGGAUCUCAGAAACACUUUGUAUUGGUUGUGGUAUUUGCAUCAAGAAAUGUCCUUUCGGAGCCCUGUCAAUUGUUAACUUACCUAGCAACCUGGAGAAAGAAACAACACACAGAUAUUGUGCUAAUGCCUUCAAACUUCACAGGUUGCCUAUCCCUCGUCCGGGUGAAGUACUGGGAUUGGUCGGAACCAAUGGUAUUGGAAAAUCAACUGCCUUGAAAAUUCUAGCAGGAAAACAGAAGCCAAAUCUUGGAAAGUAUGACGAUCCACCUGACUGGCAAGAAAUUUUGACUUAUUUUCGAGGAUCUGAAUUACAAAAUUAUUUCACUAAGAUCCUAGAAGAUGACUUGAAAGCCAUUAUUAAACCUCAGUAUGUGGACCAGAUACCUAAAGCUGCCAAGGGAACAGUGGGAUCAAUUUUGGAUAGAAAGGAUGAAACUAGUACACAAACUGUUGUUUGUCAACAACUUGAUUUAACCCAUCUGAGAGAAAGAAAUGUUGAGGACCUUUCAGGAGGAGAACUUCAGAGAUUUGCUUGUGCAGUUGUGUGCAUUCAGAAGGCUGAUAUCUUCAUGUUUGAUGAACCUUCUAGCUACCUAGAUGUGAAGCAGCGCUUGAAGGCUGCCAUAACUAUUCGAUCCCUGAUAAACCCUGACAGGUACAUUAUUGUUGUAGAGCAUGAUCUAAGUGUGUUGGAUUAUCUGUCUGACUUUAUCUGCUGCCUGUAUGGUGUGCCAAGUGCUUAUGGUGUUGUAACUAUGCCUUUCAGUGUAAGAGAAGGCAUAAACAUAUUCUUAGAUGGCUACGUUCCAACAGAAAAUCUAAGGUUUCGAGAUGCAUCUUUGGUUUUUAAAGUAGCUGAGACAGCUAAUGAAGAAGAGGUUAAGAAGAUGUGUAUGUAUAAAUAUCCAGGAAUGAAAAAAAAGAUGGGAGAAUUUGAACUAUCCAUAGUGGCUGGAGAAUUCACUGAUUCUGAAAUCAUGGUGAUGUUAGGGGAAAACGGAACUGGCAAAACUACAUUUAUCCGAAUGCUUGCAGGAAGACUUACACCUGAUGAAGGAGGUGAAGUCCCAGUUCUAAAUGUCAGCUACAAGCCACAGAAGAUCAGUCCUAAAUCUACAGGAAGUGUCCGUCAACUACUGCAUGAGAAGAUCAGAGAUGCCUAUACACACCCCCAGUUUGUAACUGAUGUAAUGAAACCUCUUCAGAUAGAAAACAUCAUUGACCAAGAGGUUCAGACAUUGUCUGGUGGUGAGCUCCAGCGUGUAGCAUUAGCUCUUUGUCUCGGUAAGCCUGCAGAUGUUUACCUAAUUGACGAACCUUCGGCGUAUUUGGACUCUGAACAGCGUCUGAUGGCUGCUAGAGUCAUUAAACGUUUCAUUCUCCAUGCUAAAAAAACGGCUUUUGUGGUAGAACAUGACUUUAUCAUGGCUACUUAUCUUGCUGAUCGAGUGAUUGUUUUUGAUGGUAUUCCUUCCAAGAACACACUUGCAAACAGUCCUCAAACUCUUUUGGCUGGAAUGAAUAAGUUUUUAUCUCAACUUGAAAUCACUUUUAGAAGGGACCCCAACAAUUACCGACCAAGAAUAAACAAACUCAAUUCAAUCAAGGAUGUGGAACAAAAGAAGAGUGGAAACUACUUUUUCUUGGAUGACUAAAUAUUGAAUCUGAGCAUCUUUAAUUGCCAUAUACAAAUGCAAAUUGAAGUCUGAACAGUUGUGAGUUAAGACUCAAUCAGGUUUUAGAACACUUCAUCUUUUGGAGCUUAAACUCUGUUGCUGCGUGUAACACCGCAGGCCACUUGCAGUGUAAAUUCUAGUCCGAGUAAAACUGCCACUUUCUUUGUAUGGUAUCACAGCCAUAUUUUCAUUGUAAUAAUUCAAAAUAGACAAACCUAAAAUUGUGCAAAAGUGUCUCCAGAUUUUUCAAAAUUUAAGGCGGGAUUUCAGUUCAAUACAUUCUACUCUUACCAAGUGGUGACUGGACUUCCAAAUUAAAAAACAAAAAAACAACAACAAAAAAACCCACACCUUUGCUGCUUCCUGUAUAAGAUGAAGACUUGCAAAGAAUAUGAAGACAAAAACUAAUUUUUAAAAGUAAAUCUCUCUGAAUGAGGGUUUCAUAAAUAAAUGGAAACACUCUUCUGUGACACAGUACAAAAAUCAUUGAAUUACUAAUUCAGUGUGUAUGUUUGCAUGUAUUUUUGUAUGAUGGUCAUGCACACAUUUUUUCAUGUUAGCAAGGUAACACAGAUGGGAGUACAAACUACAUACAAUAGAGAUUUACACUUCAGUCCUCUGCCUUUUUACAUCUUCUCAGAUGUAGUAACAGCAGGUCCAUUGAAUAAAAUUUUUAAAAGAAAAUACUGAAAUCCUUUCAGUCUUCUGUAACUGAAAUCUGUGUUGAAUUUCCAUAGCCAAGGAUAGUGAAGAAAAGCUAAUGACUGACUUUUCUAAUUGCUUGCUGAAAAAGCUCUACAGUAUAGUAUAGGAAGUCGGUUUUUGAGUAAUAAAACCAUGUUUCACAAAUACUGACAACUUGUUGACAAAACCCUCCUCCUAUACUGUAUUAAAUUCAUAUGUAGCUACUCAAAGCUGAAGAGAACACUUGCCUUAUGUGUUCUUCUAAUAAAUUGAUAAUCUAUGCAGAGCUUUGUCAAGGAGCAAAAAUAGUACAGCAGCUGAUCUGUGGGCAAGAGUGUAUAGCUCAAAUUUAGGGAUUCCCUCAGAAGCUAAAACAGGGUAAGGUUUCAAUUUAGAUAGCAUAGAGCAAAGUAUACUUUUGCAUGCAAGGGUUUUUAAUGGCACCCAUAGGGGAUUUAUAGAACCAAAGGGGAUGUUUCAAAGGAGGGAAGAAAUCCCUUUCUCUUAUACUGUUUAUCUGAGCAGAAUAAAAUACAUGCAGACAGCUGCUGCUUUAAGGUUUGACACUGGCCCUAUGAAAAUACAUGGGGCUUCCUUAAACUGUAGAGAGUUCAUUUUAAAGCAGUUAAUUACCUUGUAACAUGUCAAAGUGGCAAUUGCUUCUGCAACAGCUGCUAGUAAAAUUCUAGUAUAGACCUGUCUGUAUUUGUUAUUUGGAAGAUCAGCCCCUGCACUUCAGAGAGAGGGAAUAAUGCGUCAUCAGACAGGCCACACUACAGCCAGGCAGAUUCAAGAGGGACACAGACUGCAAGGGAUCACCAUGGCUGGAUCAUCAGCAGCUGACUGGUUGCAACAAGAAGGAUCCACAGUCAAAUGAGACCAGUGGAAGUUGUGGAAGAGUAAAGACACGUGUUGGAGGAGGAGCUGGCCUGUAGACUGUAGCUGUUGAAGUCUUGACCAUUCUUCUACUUGUGUGAUUAAGAUCAGCUCAUUUUUCAAGAAGCAUAUUAAAAUGAUGCAUCAUUUAGUAGGUUAAACAUCUUACAAAAACAUACCAUUUCUAUGGGCACAUUCCCUAACUUCCUCAAAGUUUUGCUCUAUAAAACCAUUUUUUUAAGGAAGGGAAGUUGAGGCUGAAGUCACCCUUCCAUCCAGACUUGCUAGCAGAUGAAUCACAGUUGUCUCAUCCCUGUUCAUAACUGCUGGAACACCCCAUCGCUCCAGGGGAAGACGGAGUUGUAAAGAGAUGAAGAUGCAAGAAGUAACUUUUGGCUAUGUUAUGAUUCCUUUAUGCAGUCAAAAGGGAAAGGAAGUAGCUUAAUACAAAAACUGACUCUUAAAAGAGCUAGCUUUUUUAAGUAAGGUCCUUCAGAAAGCAGGAAGGAAAAAAGUAUUAUAUUUUUGAGGGUUCCUAAGCAAAAAGUUGAACAAAUGCAAGUGUCGUAGAUAACUGAAAAUAGCUUUCAACUGUAUAGCUCUCAACCAGUAAAGUAAGGUAUUUUCCAUGCAA
This is a messenger RNA of Rhea pennata, 4228 nucleotides long. It is a transcript of the gene ABCE1, whose product is annotated as ATP binding cassette subfamily E member 1. Gene Ontology annotation, molecular function: ATP binding; ribosomal small subunit binding; iron ion binding. Gene Ontology annotation, biological process: translational initiation; translational termination; ribosomal subunit export from nucleus. The record is from RefSeq and is a predicted model, not a curated record. The transcript is spliced from 18 exons. NCBI's taxonomy places the organism in Eukaryota, Metazoa, Chordata, Aves, Rheiformes, Rheidae. Bases 214 to 2013 code for a protein of 599 amino acids.